AUGGGCCCGCCGCCGGACGAAAUGAGUGACCCAGGAGCCCUUCGAGUGCUCCGGGCGAAGAGUGCUUGCGGCGAGGGCGCCGUGAUCGCUCCCCUCAGCAUGGACACCGUCCACCUGAUCGACUUGCCGGCUGCUGGAUCGACUUCGCGAUCACUCGACCACUUGGCAGGUGAUCGGGGCAAAGAGAUUGCUGAGUGGUUAAUUCAUCUGCGCUUUCCUGCAUCCAUUGGCAGGGAGAACGCUAGACUUCAUGGGCCCGCUCGACCUCACUCCGAUCCCGCCCUCAAGCGGUCGCUGGCCCUGUGCGCGGAGUUGCUGCGACGGAUGGCCGACUCCGACCUGAUCGAGUGGCGCUUGACGGGUGAGGUCUCGUGCGGCCUGUUCUUUGUAUAUAAGAAAUCAGGUGACCUUCGCUCGAUAGUUGAUUGGCGACUUCCAUCGUGCCACUUUGGCGACAGUGACCCUGUGUCGCCGGCCUCGAGGGCCGCAUUUUCCACCGUCGAGGUUGACAGCGCCGCGCCAGUCCAGGUCGGCUCGGUCGAUGUCGUAAACGCCUUCUAUAGCGCGCAGUUGCCAGAAACCCUCCGAGAGAUGUUCGCCCUUCCUCGAGUCCGAGCCGACCUGGCGAACGUCUCGUCGGCCCAAGGUCGAGCCGCCAGACUGGGCCAAUACCUUUAUCCAGUCCUGAAGGUGGCCCCGAUGGGCCGGGAGCUUUCUCUCUGGGCCUGCCAGCAGUGCGUGGAUUACUUGUUCGCCUUCGGGAAGGACCGAGAGGCCAGAUCCGUGGCAGAGGGGGCGCAGCAGGAGCUGGGAAAAGUGGACCUUCCAACCCGCCCCGUGGAGGCAGGCUGUUUUGCGCAGCAGAGGGUGCCGCUCGACACCGUCAAGUCGCUCGGUCUGUUCAACGAGAGGUGUGCCCUCUCGGAGGCCCAGGUCACCCUCGAGGGCCGCGCCAUGGUCUUGGCCCACCCCCACAAAACGAGGGCCUUGAGCAACUUCGGGAAGCGCCAUCUGUUCUUGGGCGACGCCAUGGCCAGCAUCCUUCCCGUGCCCAAGGGGCGAUCAUCCUCGAAGCUGAUGAGCGUUUGUCGGCAGAUGCCCACCCUGAACCUGGCUUUCGGCAUGGGCCGCGCCCUGCUCGGGGGGGCGGAGACGCUUGCGGCCAGCGGGGCCGCCGUGUCCGCGCGUUCUUCGCCGCGCGGCUCGGGCGGGCCUUCGGCGGCGACGCCGGCCCGGCGGACGCGCUCGUCCUCGGCCCGGCCUGGGCCGGCCGCCUCGACCCGGCGGAGCCUCCGCCAUCGGCCGGCGGCGAGUCAGCUGCGGCCCUCCUGCGUGAUCGAGGCAGACCUGCGAGCCGAUCGAGCAGAUCGGCGCCGCAGGGGCCACCGCGAGGGGCCCGCGACCGACGAGCGCGGCCCGACCGUGCCCAUGAAGCGCACAGUGAGGAAGCCCCAGGAGGCCCAGUGCAGACGCAUCAUGAGCCUGUUCUAUCAGAGGUACGUGACGACGGGCCUGGCGAUCAACAGUACAUGGCAGCUCGACCCGGCGGUGAGAUCCCACCCCAACGAGCAGUUCUUCGUUGGCUUCCCGAACUUCGUGGGGUCCUUCCUGAUGGCGGCCCUGACGUACUGCCAGCAGGACCCGAUGGCGACGCUCCUGUGCUUCGUGUCCUACACCCGCCUCGACUACCCAGAGUUCCCGGGGGUGGACGGGCUCUUGACCUGCCUCCGAGCCGACCGCGGCGGCACGCAGCCGCUGCCUGACCUGAAGUACGCGACCUGGGCCGUCCUGUUCACCCUGGCCGCGGUCGACAUGGCUGCGGACGCGGUGGUGCCAGCGAGCGCAGGACAGCCGGCGAUCGAGGCGCCAGAGGUGCCUCUCUCCGACGCCGACUCGGAAUCUUCGGUCUCGUCGGGGGACGCGGGGCCGCCGCUGAAGCGGCCGCGGCGGCUGAAGAAGAUCGUGUCCGUGUCCACGGCGGCCUCGGAGGCGCUCCGGGAGGCUCCGACUGCGCUGCGCGAGCGCAACGAGGCGAUCCUGGCCGCGAAGGCAGGGAAGGCAUCGAGGCAGCGUGAGUUCCUCUCUGCCAACGCGGACGCGCUGCGGCCGUUCCUGGUGGACGGUCGCGUUGCGCAGACCUCGGCAGUGUUGGAGAUAGAGCCUCUGCAGCAGCCGAUGCAGGUGGUGCCCGCAGGGGCGAUGCGCGAUUAUCAGCUUGAGUCGGUGGCCUUCCUCGCACAUUCCUUCGACCACGGAGUGGGCGUCAUCAUUGGUGACGAGAUGGGGCUUGGAAAGACUUUGCAAACAAUUGUUUUCCUUGCUCAUCUGCGUUUCAGCCGUGACCUGCCAGGGCCAUAUUUAGUUGUGUGUCCUUUGUCCGUGCUGGACGGUUGGUGCAGUGAGCUGCGUCGUUGGGCACCCGAGAUGACGUUUUUGAAGGUGCAUUCAUACACUGAUGAGGAGUGCUUGCGGCUCCGGAAACAGAUGACAGGAGGAGGCAUAGACGUGAUGGUGACCACGUACGACGUUGUGAAGAGCAAGCGGUGGAGACGCGUGCUCAGUCGGUUGGUGUUCCGCGCGGUCGUGGCAGACGAGGGGCAGGUGAUCAAGAACGAGGCCGCUGUGGUCACCAGGGACCUUCGCGCUUUGCGUUCCGACUUUCGGCUUGUCUUAACCGGAACACCCGUUCAGAACAAUCUGGAGGAGCUGCACGCGCUGCUCGAGUUCCUCAACCCUGGCAUGUUCUCGCUGGAUCGCUUCGUGCAGGCCUACGAGAAGACUGAGCGGAGCACGGACAAGCAGGCGUUGGACGAUGUGAGGCGCUUGCUGAGCGUCCUCAUGGUGCGUCGCCUGAAGGUAGACGUGGAGAAGGGCUUGCCACCCAAGUAUGAGGUCCGUGUCAAUUGCCCGCUGUCGCCGAUGCAGCUGUUCUGGUACAGGAGGCUGCUGGUGAAAGACGCCCUUCUGCUCAGUCAAAUCGAGCAGGGCGAUGUGCGUGGCCCCGGCAAGUACAAGAAGCUUGUCUCCCUCGUAGCGCAGCUGCGGAAAGCCUGCAACCAUCCAUACCUGUUCGACGGCGCGGAGGAUCCGCAGCAGCCGUCCUGCGAGGCCUUGGUGGCGGCGAGCGGCAAGCUCGCUCUGCUGGACCGCCUGCUUGUGGGCCUGAGGGCUCGAGGCCACAGGAUAGUUAUCUUCUCCCAGUUCACUCAGAUGCUGAACAUCAUUCAGGACUACAUGGACGAGCGCGGCUGGCCUUACUUCCGCCUCGACGGGGGCACCAACAGAGCGUUGCGCAUGGUUCGCAUCCAUAGCUUCCAGAAUUCCACCGCGGCGUCGAUCUUCCUCAUGACUACGCGAGCCGGCGGAGUGGGUGUCAAUCUGCAGAGCGCGGACACCGUGGUGCUGUUCGAUUCGGAUUGGAACCCGCAGUCGGACAGGCAGGCAAUGGCGCGGGUCCACCGCCUGGGCCAGACUAAGCCUGUGUGGGUCUACCGCCUCGUUUCCGCCGGCACCAUCGAGGAGCGCAUUCUGCAGCGGGCCGAGACCAAGCUGUGCCUCGACCGCGCCGUGCUGGCGGACGGUUUGGGGUCCCAAGAGGCAGAAAAGCGCUCGACCGACCUGUUCGCGCUCGUGCGCUCCUCGAUUGCAGGAGCCCCGACGCGCGCCAUGAGCGAAGAGGAACUCGAGAGGCUGUUAGACAGGUCGCGGCCGCCAGAGGCGGCCUCCGACUCCCCCGAGCCGCCCGCCGCGGUGCUGCACGACACCAUGACGGUCCUUGGCAAGACGGUGCCCAGGGAGAGGCCCAAGACCCUCCCCGACAUCGGCAAGCAGUGGAUCUCGAACAAGGAAAAAACACAUAAACACAAUUGUUUCACGCUCCGCGCGGAUUUCUUGGAUCUGCGCUGGGGCCCCCUGACGGCGGCGCCGCCCCUGGCGCGCUCCGCGCGCUAG
Prorocentrum cordatum is the source of this 3951-nucleotide messenger RNA. The record is from the annotation of a GenBank genome assembly. NCBI's taxonomy places the organism in Eukaryota, Dinophyceae, Prorocentrales, Prorocentraceae.